AUGUGGAUGAUGGAACGUAAUGGGAGGUAUACAGUUAAGAUUGUUUAUAAACUGGCUAUAAUGGAGUUGUUAGACAUUGAUCGGUUCCAUGUUGAGGGAGAGUGGCAUAGAAUCUGGAAGUGUGAUACGGCUGUUGAGGAUGAUUGGCAUGCUUUCGUGGGUUGUACGGUUGCACGUGAAAGUUGGUAUUGGGCAGAACUUUCGACUGUGCUGCAAACGCGAGUUGGAACUAAGAGCCGGUUGGCAGAUUUUGUUUUUGACAUAUGUUGUUCAGAAAGCCGAGACACUGUUGGUCGAGUGGCUUUACUUCUUUGGCAAAUUUGGGCUGCUCGUAAUGAUGUCAUUUGGAAUGACGCUCAUCAUACUUCAAAAGGCAUUGGAAUGACAACAUUAGAUGCAUGGCAGCAAUGGCAAGAGGUUCAUAAACAUCCAUCACUACUGGUUGUGCCACACGGCCAAAAUAGAGUGCAAGGUAACAACUCAGUUUGGGAGAAACCGAGCGAGACAUGGUUGAAGUGCAAUGUGGAUGCCGCGUUCCAUGACAGUAAUCAUCUUACAUCUUUUGCGUGUUGUGUUAGAGAUUCCCGGGGGCAAUUUAUUCGGGCUCAAACGAAAUGGCAACGGGCAAAUAUGACUGUUUUGGAGGGGGAGGCAGUAGCCUUACUCGCUGCUAUUCACUUUGCUGAUGUAAACAGAUGGGACCGGGUUGUCUUCGAGUUUGACUCUGAUACUCUAGUGCAAGCUCUAUCGUCAGCGGGACAUGGUAAUUCAGAAUUCUAUGCGAUUGUCAGUUAUCUUUACAUUCCAACUUCGAGGUGA
This is a messenger RNA of Medicago truncatula (barrel medic), 819 nucleotides long. RefSeq lists its product as uncharacterized. Lineage: Eukaryota; Viridiplantae; Streptophyta; Magnoliopsida; Fabales; Fabaceae. Bases 1 to 819 code for a protein of 272 amino acids. Gene Ontology annotation, molecular function: nucleic acid binding; RNA-DNA hybrid ribonuclease activity. The record is from RefSeq and is a predicted model, not a curated record. The transcript has 2 exons.